AUGGGUCGAUCCGGUGGAUCCUUCUCUAGUGGAACCAAAUACAUACCGAGUAUAACCUACCAAACUCUCUUCGGAGGUGAGCCUAUUCACUAUCAUCGUGAACCCACCGACGGUUCGGUGGAGUGGCGAGUGAUCGAAGUGUGUAAAUCACCGGAUUGUCGAGCGUUGAUCACCAACUGCCAUUGUGGCUUCGUUUACCGAUUGGAUGCUAUCGAAAAUUGGAUCAAGAAAGAACAACCAACGUUGUUACAAGCUGGUGAUAACAAAUUACCAACGAGGAAUGGAGAUUGUAAGGACUGUAGUAAUACCUGUAGUAGAUGUCAUCAGAAGAAGAAGGAGGAUCGAGAGAAAUUACACGUUGAUAAAGGUAUAGAAAGGAAGCUGUGCCCUGCUCAUGCUAAGAUGGGUGAUCCGGCUAAACGAGAAGCUGAAGUUUUAGACGACUACCACAAAGCGGUGACCACCUUCGAACACCUCUGGAAGCACACCGAACAUGCCAACCUCAUUCGAGGACAAGGAGGGCAUGACGCCUUCGGCAUAUACCAAAAACAAGCCAACAGAGCUCUAGAUCUGAGCCAGCCUCGUCCCGAUGGGUCGGCUUUUAUCAAAGACUACCUAGAAAAACAACGUCCAGUGACACAACUCAAACAAGCUCAAAUCGCCAAGGUUGAACCGCACGAUCAUGAUAGCGCGGAAUACGUCACUCCUUUCGAUGACCUCCCGCCAGCUUCGGAUCCGGAUAUGAGGGAAGCUCUUGACAUUUUCAACGAUCUUUUUCCUCAGCUUGACUACUCGGAACUUCAAUAUAUAAGUGGACCUGGCGGAGUAAAUCCUAGUUCGGAUUCCGUCAACAAUACGAGUAGGGCUACUUCCCUCCCGCCUCAACAAUCCACACAUGCUCCGACUUUACCACGAUUCAGUAGCGAUCCAACCGAAGUACAUGACCUUUACGCUCCUGCCUUCUCGGCCAAUUAUGGUGAUAUCAGACCUCUAGGCUCCUCGCAUCUUCAACAGCCCAUUUCCGAUCCGGUCACUCGAGCGACUUCAGCUAGCCUCAUGGGCUAUCGAGAGUCAUUGCGAUCUUCAGAUGAUGACGAGGAAGAUGUCCCAAUGGACUGUGCCUUGGCUCAAAGAAAAUCCCCAGUAUACGACUCCUCCUUAAAUUGGGCAAAUAUGGACCUUGAGACGGAGCGAGAAUUCCGAAGACACCUUGGUGUCAGUCCUCCGAGGGAAAUGAGUGGCGAUAGCGGAAUACCCUCGAUCGAUAAUAUCAAUAUCGUUACUCCCGUCACUUACCCUGGAACAGUGGCUUCUGUCAGUCCUCCAGCUAUCGACUCGUUGCUCUACGAGUUCGAGGUAAAAACCGGCAUUCAGCGACUUGCCGGCAGCUUCAUGUCGAAGUAUCCCAAGUGGCAGCGAAACGUCUACAAACCGAUUUCCAUGGCCGAUCCCGAUUCCCGAACGCAACUUCCGGAUCAUCUGGAAGUCUCCGACGUCGAAUAUGCCCUUGAACGCUUGCCGAAAAUCCUGUACAAGGGAUUCUUCGAUACCGUGCCCACAGCGUACAUAUAUGAUGUUAACGCCGCUUGCAUCAAGCUGUUUGCUAAUCAUACACCAGCUCUCCCCAAGAAAGACGAUCCGUACAAUACCCCACUACCUCGGGCAGGUUCAAGAAGACAUUACUUUCAUACGGUCACUCUUCAUUUUGGGCAAUUCUGGAUCGAACGAGAUGGAAGACUGAUUGAACCAGAGAGAGUACAUCUCAGAUGGGUACACGAGUAUAUGAGCUGGGUAGUAUGUGAAGUACUCGAAGGUGAAGGGCAGCCGACGAGGAUCCUGAACCUGCUCGAAGCACGGGUCAAUCUCCUAUUGGACUUGAAAGACAGUCAAGGCUCAAGAAUGAUCCAUCGAGCGCGGAUCGACUGUGCUCAUCAAGGAUGUCCGUUGCACUGUGAAUAUACCAGGAUAUUCACCGGGGUUAUCGCAAUCGUAGUGGUCACAGCUGAACGAGCAUGUCUUCAGGCUUACAGAAGCCAACAAUGGGAAGAAUUGGACAAGAGAAGAAAAGUUUUCUAUAGAGCAAUGGAAGUAGCUGCUAAAUUGAUGGAUUGUAAUUCCGUCAACUUCUAUAGAAUUCUGGAACAGCUUGACCAACCGUAUAUCCCACCUGAGGAACGAGAGAAUAUGAUUAUUCGAUGUAAGAUCUAUGAUGGGAUCAUCGAAAAGAUAGAUCGACUCUAUUUUACUUUCGUAGAUUAUGGUGUAAUUCAGAAAGAACACGAUGAUAUAGAAAGGGAGUUUUUGAUGCGUGGUGGAAGAUAUUUUGGUUGGUCGACUAGAUAUGCACAACGAGAGCUCGACUUCGCCAAGAGCUGGAACGAAUUCAACGAGUAUAUCAAUGAUCCCAACAGACCGAUCGUGCCAUGCCAUGAGCUGUUCACUGUACCUAAAGAUGAGAUGGCUGAUAGUGCCGCACUGAAGAAUUGGGAAGCUCACGUUGGAAAAGAUUACUUGAAGGAUGUUGAUAUGCCUGUUAAGGAAAAUUACGAAGAUGAACUUGCAUUGAACGUUGGUACCAAAAGGUAA
This is a messenger RNA of Kwoniella mangroviensis CBS 8507, 2586 nucleotides long. RefSeq lists its product as uncharacterized. Bases 1 to 2586 code for a protein of 861 amino acids. Lineage: Eukaryota; Fungi; Basidiomycota; Tremellomycetes; Tremellales; Cryptococcaceae. The record is from RefSeq and is a predicted model, not a curated record. The transcript is spliced from 12 exons.